Messenger RNA from Echinococcus granulosus, 909 nucleotides. Its product is annotated as Tyrosine-protein phosphatase Lar. Bases 1 to 909 code for a protein of 302 amino acids. The transcript is spliced from 6 exons. The record is from RefSeq and is a predicted model, not a curated record. Lineage: Eukaryota; Metazoa; Platyhelminthes; Cestoda; Cyclophyllidea; Taeniidae.
AUGAGCAAAACGCAGAGACGGUGCAAUCGUAAAGCUCAAAUAGUCCAGGCUCCAGAAAAUGCAGCGGUACUGGAGGGUGAAGAUGCACUCUUCUUUUGCGGCGUUGAAGGUAACCCUGAACCGACUAUCAACUUUCGCCUUGAUGGUCAUCCUGGACGACUAUCUGGUGAGAUAGGCAGAGUUGUUUCAAUUCCGGGUAAAGGAGGCAGCUUUUUGCGAUUAUUCAAAGUCUCCUCCAAACGAAACGGUACCAAGGUAGAGUGCUAUGCGAGCAAUCACGUUGGAAGUGACAAAUCCUCGGCUCAGCUAAAAGUAUACAAGUACACCGAUAGUGUCCCCGUAGGGUUUCCUAAAUUCGUUCGCUCCCCCAAAUCACAGGCCGUUGACGUAGGGAAGACUGUUCAUUUGGAAUGUGAAGCAGAAGGUGCACCAGAACUAAAAUUUCUCUGGCUCAAGAAUGAAAUUCCGGUCCACUUCCAACAAAAAGUCCAGUCUUUCGACUAUUCUACCAAAAACAACCACGAUGGUUCGGUUGAUGAAUCAAGUAUAGCACACUAUCCACUCUAUUUCGAAAGCGUUAAUUCCUCCGACGAUGCGCAUUACGAAUGUGUUGUUUCCAACAAAUAUGGAUCAAUUGUGAGCUCGAAAAUACACUUGGUUGUAAAAGACACGUUCUAUCCACCGACAAUCAUCGAACAACAAGAAAAAGUGGAAGUACGACCGGGACAGGGUGCAAACUUAUCCUGCACUGCAAAUGGGAAUCCUAGACCACAAGUAAAGUGGCUAACAGACCAAGAGAAGCCUCUCACAGAGGCCGUCGAGUGGAAGGCCAUUCUUUUCCUCACCGACGUUACGGAGCCGCGUGUCUACAUCUGUGUAGCCAAUAACAGUCUCGGACAGUUGAAAUAA